AUGUCUUGGCUACGGACGUGUGCUUUCAUCAUACUUCGUGUUCUCACAAUCUCCUCGUCAGACACAAGGCUUGCUUCCGUGAGAGGUGCUGUUGCGCUACGUCGGCAUUUUCAUUACAACUCCACACGAUCAAUCCGUCGUCACUUGAAUUUCUCGUCUCCAUCAGGUCUCAAAAAUGACCAAGGCCUUGUGCGACUUAAACUGCAGACCUUUAUUUUUGAGGUCACGCAUUACCUCAAGGCUGAAAAGGAUGACUCCAGUGGGCACAUGAGGAAACUCAUGAAGCAGUACCCCUAUCUUCCACUCGAUCCCGGAUACUCUUCCACGCUAAUCACCGCCUACCACCCGUUGUCAGUUCAGGCGGAGAUUUGCAAGCAGUUCCACGAGUCGAGGUGGAAGAACCACGAUUACGUACCGACAAGCCUUUUUGUGGUAAAUGAUAUCGGCGCGAUGGUAAACAGACCGCGGCAUGAUAGGCUUCUGCAGUUGUUUUUCCAGAUAACUGCUUCAUUGGGCUUACCUACUUUUACAUGGAUGCCGAACAGAAUUGGUGAAUUUGAAUUGGAGGAGACGCAGCUGGCAGUUCGACUGGAGCCUCUGACGUGGCACGUUGCGAGAGCGCUGGUGGAUUUUUCACAAGCCUUCAACUGGAACCUGAUUAUAAUUUUGUACAACACUCAGGCUCCUGGAUCUAGACCUCUCAUUUCUGAACUGAAGUUCCUUCAAGUGGAACGAGAAAAACAGGACCACCCGAAUUAUUACGAAUUUGAAAUAGAAGCCCUCUUGCCAUUUGAUGGUUUUACCAAACAAAAAUUGAAGGACUGCACCAUUAGAAACCAAAUUCCAGGCCUGAAAUGUUUUCAGUCAUUACUUACUGCCCUUCAAAAGAUCUGGGAAUCCGUCAGCCGAACGGAAAACGAGCACCUCAUGGAACUCUUUGGAGUUGGGUACGUGUGGAUUUUUACUCCCUCGACAAUGGCACCGUUGACAAUAGCCGACCAAGUCGAGAAGGUCAACCGCGAUAGUAUCGUCCUCUCAGAAUUCACAAUGUUUCGUAAAAUACCUGGCAUGUUCGGUUUGGUCUGUCUAAACGACGCGGACAACCGCAGGCGUCAUGCUGAACUAGCUCGCGAAGUGUGGCACAAGUCGUUGAUGGAGUUGGUAAGACAAAUGGUCGACAUCUUUCCACCGGAGAAGCCCCUCUCCCUGAACCCUGCGUCACCAGACACUGUCGCCUACUUCCGUCGGCUCCUUGAGAAGCUGCGACCCGGAGACCUUUGUGAAAGCAGUGAACAUAUGGUCUGGCAAUGGGGCCAUAGGUUAAACAACAUUAUGAGAUCGCUUGAGUUGAAUUUCGAAGGCGAGCCGGUUAGCUUCUUGCCAAAUGGAGGGCUUAACGUCUCCAAGUUCCUAAUCUUCAAUUCUCGGACUACCAGUGGUCGAAUGAAUUGGUUUAAGGUCGGAACGUGGUCAAUGAGCAGCAAAUGGGGCCGGAGUAAGUCUCGGCUGUGGAUUGACGGCGUCACGUGGCCAGGGGGCGCUAACUCUCCGCCACAAGGGCGAGCCCACAGACUCAAAUUGAAGGCUGUCAUGCUGCAGGAGCAACCACUACUCAUUUAUGGGAACCUCCAAGACAUGGGUGCUGGUGUUGGUAAAUGGGAAAAACAAAAAAGUGAACAUGCAGCACACCACAACCGGAACCGGAAAAACCUUAGUUACGACCAACCUUAUGACUACCAGUGUUGGUGCAUUAUUCUAAUCUUCAGCGUUCACGCUUCUGGUGCGGCACUGUACCUCUACGAGUGGCUAUCGCCUGUUGGGCAGGAUCGUGGGCGACUUGUCACACCAGAGCGCAAAUUAACACUGUGUCGAUCGCUCUGGUUAAUUUGGUCCAUGCUCUUUGGAGCUGCAGUGAACACUGAAAACCCGAGGGGUAUGGCCAGUCGCUUCAUGGCCAGCAUCUGGGCUUUGUUCGCCCUCGUCUUUCUGGCUUCGUACACAGCUAAUUUGGCCGCGUUUAUGAUUUCAAAAGAUGAUUUUUACGACCUCAAGGGCAUAAACGAUUGGCGACUCCAACAACCCUGGAACCACAAGCCCCCAUUUCGUUUCGCUUCGAUUCCCAGUGGUGCAACUGAGGAGAACAUCAGGAUAAACUUUCCAGAAAUGGCUGCCUACAUGUGGGCCUUCAAUCGGUCCACGGUUCUCGAAGGUCUCAAGUCUUUAAAAUCCGAAGAAAUUGAUGCGUUUAUUUACGACGCCACUAUUCUCGAGUAUUGGACAUCACGAGAUGACGGGUGCAAGUUAAAGACGGUUGGAAAUCUUUAUGCCGUGACAGGAUAUGGCAUUGGCUUUCCCAAAGGCAGUCGUUGGCUUCCCAAGGUAAACUCAAGGAUACUGCACUACCAAAAGAAUGGCAAGUCAGCAUUCGGGAAAUUUCACCGCUGGAAACAGUUCUGGUUAAGCGGAGCCUGCAAGAAGGUAACCGUGAUUGGAAACACGAAUAAAACGCUGGGCGUAAAGAACUUCAUCAGUGCUUUCAUUCUCCUCCUCUGCGGAAUGCUUUUGUGUGGAGUCAUGUUCCUUUUUGAGCACGCAUUUUACCGCUACAUUUGGCGACGCAUUCGAAUCUCCAAUUACCAUGGCUGCUGCGUUCUGGCAUUUACGAAAUCCUCUGAAACCGUUCAUGGGGACUUAAAUCUGACGACUGGAACACCGAAUGAGCCUUUGGUGCGGGAGAGAGAAUGCCAAAAUCUGGCCUGCCUGCAGGAGAGGUGCCGAAAUCAGCAGGAGAUUUUAAAGCUUUCGAGGCACCUCCGAUUUCUCAUUGAUGAAAUGAGGGCAAACAAUGAGAUGCUCUUCAAUCAUCCGAGACACAGCUCAAGCUUCAGGGACGAUGUGGACCUCCCUUCCAGUGCAAAAUCGGCUCAACAACUGUACGGCAACAGCCCGGGUACCAGUGCCGUUAUAAAAAUUCCACGCACAUCAUGGUCCAAUGACACCCACUUCAGUAACAGUCAAAAUGCGAUAAGUAAACUUAAGAAAGCAAAAGCACCACCACCCGAUCUGCGAGAUACCUACGAAGCCAGAGGAGAAUCGGUAGCAAUGUGUGAUGAAUCUCGACAACUAAGGCAAAAUUCAUGUCACCAUGGCAGCAUCGACGUUCGGGCGGACCUUGGUGACCUGAUUCAUCCCACUUCCUCGCAGAAUAUUUCUACUAUUCUACAGCAGCAGGUGGCAACGAUUAAAAACAAAACUCUGGAACGUGUCGAGAAAGAAUCGGUCAUUUAG
Molecule: messenger RNA, 3288 nt
Organism: Mesocestoides corti
Lineage: Eukaryota; Metazoa; Platyhelminthes; Cestoda; Cyclophyllidea; Mesocestoididae
Source: the annotation of a GenBank genome assembly